Adineta ricciae is the source of this 1434-nucleotide messenger RNA. The record is from the annotation of a GenBank genome assembly. Lineage: Eukaryota; Metazoa; Rotifera; Eurotatoria; Adinetida; Adinetidae.
AUGAUGGUACUCCUCCGAUUCAUUCUAACCAAUAUCCUAUUCGUAUCAUUCACGCAUACGAUCUUAGACGAUGACGUUCUUUAUGACAUAAAAUGGCAACCAGAAUUGACAGCUCCAUUGGACCUAGCUAAUAGUGCCACCUUCACGUCGAAACGGAAAGAAACGUAUUCUUGUGUAUUACCAACACCUCAAUCAAAAGAUACCACAUUGCCAACGUAUAUUUUGAACAGCGAAUUAGAAUCAUUUCUUCAAAACUUGCAUUCUCAAGCAGCACCCACCUGUGCUUAUCGAUUAGAUCCAUAUUGGACUUACGAACUAUGCCAUGGAACACACGUUCGACAAUAUCAUGAGACGAAAGUGUCCGGCAAAAGGACAAUUCAUCAAGAAUAUAUUCUUGGUUACUAUCGCGCAGAUAGCCAAGAGAAACUUGUGAACGAUCAGGGCGAACCGGUCACACGAAUUUGGUAUAAAACAUUUGAGAAUCGAGAAAUACCGAUGCUAUCUGUUCGGUAUACCCAUGGAGCUAGCUGUGACAUCAAUUCCAAUGAACCACGUGAAACUGUUGUGCUUUACAUGUGCAAUGAAAAUGGUCGAAAUGGAAUUGUUAACUUUCAAGAGAUUUCAUCAUGUUAUUACGAAGUAAUUUUUGCUUCACCUCAACUGUGCCAAUUACCUGGAUUCAAAGUAACAGAGCCCAACCAGUACAUGAUAAAUUGUUAUCCACAUGAGAAUGCUGGUCAACAGCCACGAAGUUUGAGGAAAAUUGAACGUGAACAACAAUUAUCAAUAGCAAAAACUGGUGUCGCACAAUUUACCAUGACCAGUGCAGAUGGUACAACAUUUAUCAUAUCCUAUCAGUAUGGAAGCGAUGACGACGUUAAAGCAGUCGAUAAAGUCAAUAGUGAUGCGUCUACUGCAAUCAAUCCGUCUGAACCUGGACAGAAGUCAAAUGAGGCUCACCCUACUGACUUUUUAAAGAAGGUUUUCUCCGGUGAAGAAUGUUUGGCGAGCGGAAAUGGUUGGUGGCAAUAUCAAAUCUGCUAUGGCAAACAUGCGACACAGUUUCAUGAUGGUGAGAAUCACCGACUAUCGAUUCUUCUCGGUUCAUGGAAUCGUGACAAGCAUAUCGAAUGGAUAACAGCUAAUCCUCACAAGAAAUCAAGUCAAAACAACCGCGAGCGGUAUGUUUCAUUGUAUUACACAGAUGGUGAUAUUUGUGAAUUAACCAAUCAACCACGAACCGUAGAAGUUAAAUUCAAAUGUUCAAAAAAAGAAGGUCAUUCUGGAGCGGUAACCAUGUAUCUCGUUGAGCCGCAAACAUGUUCAUAUGUGCUAGGAGUUGAAAGUUCGUUGUUUUGCACUUUAAUAGAUUAUACUGACGAAUAUGGUAUUCCUGAUAUCUCGAAAAUGUUCAAAACUGAUCAAGAACCUUGA